AUGCCUGAGUUGGACGUGGAGGAUUGGCGGACGAACACGGUAUACCGGAAGUACAACGCAUCCUCCAAGCAGGUCGUCUGGUUCUGGCAGGUGGGUGAUCGAUUUCCCUUCUACCCUUGCCCCUUCCAUCUCUCCACUCUCCCGCACCUCACCCUCUUCAUUCAUUGUCUCUUUACCGCUCUCCUCUCCUCCUCAUUCCUCAUCUCCCAUUCACGAUGA
Hydatigera taeniaeformis is the source of this 219-nucleotide messenger RNA. Lineage: Eukaryota; Metazoa; Platyhelminthes; Cestoda; Cyclophyllidea; Taeniidae. The record is from the annotation of a GenBank genome assembly.